AUGCCCCGUCGUUCCCUGUACAAAACUUUCAAGCUGGCCUACCGCUCAGAUAUGGAGACUAAUAGCCUCCCAUUAACAUCUACCAUACCUGCGCCUCACUACCCUCACUGGACCACCUCAGAGGGUGUUGGCUCUGAAUACAUGCUUAGCCUGAGUUGUCCUGACCAUCCGAAAAACCCUCCGUCGUUCAAUUUCACCGGCAUUCCUUUAAGAAGCUAUCAAAGUCCCCAUUUAGGGCCAUCCCUGACAGGCCAGCACCGUAGCAAGACAGUAUCAACCUCUCUAGCUCUAGAGCCCUCACAUGCUCCUUUGGUCCAGCGUCACUUCGGUAGCCACGAAAAUCCCAGUUUCUCCUCUCCUAACGGUCCGCACUAUCAUAAUGAGCUUCCCCUUGGGGAACCAGCCAACUCCUACCUCACAAAUCAACUGGUGGAUAAUAGAGAAAAUGCCAAAACUGGUUUGAAACCUCCAACCAAGAUGCUCUAG
This is a messenger RNA of Penicillium soppii, 486 nucleotides long. RefSeq lists its product as uncharacterized. The record is from RefSeq and is a predicted model, not a curated record. The transcript has 2 exons. Lineage: Eukaryota; Fungi; Ascomycota; Eurotiomycetes; Eurotiales; Aspergillaceae. The coding region runs from base 1 to 486 and encodes 161 amino acids.